CCUGGGUCCUGAGGCUGGCUCCAGGCACAGAGACUCCUGGUGCGGCACUGUGCCUUGGAGUUUGGGUUUGGGGCAGAGGACAGACGCCCUGGGGUCGACCUGUGGGCAGGAGCCUUCAGGAUUGCAGCUGCUCCUCCACCAGGCUCCCAAGCCUCACUUCCGUCUGUGAGCUUUGGUGCCUUCAAACCCUGGGGCCUCUGUCAGCGUCUGACAAGUGCUUGAAAAUGCAGUGUUAGGUUCAUGCCCGCGAACGCCGCACACCCCGUCAGCACCCGGACCUGCAUGGCCCUCCACUUUCCCGCCAUUUCUCGGCAAAAGAACCAAAGGUCAAGGUUCAAGCAGCCCAGGCCAUCUGUCCGUCCUGCUGCUCUGCCUGGGACUGGCACCUGAAGCACCAGUGUGGCUUACGGCUGCUCUCUCCCGGCAGCAGCUCAUCUUCUGAAUUCUGAAGCGGCCAUCCAGUAGGGGCAGUGCCAUCAGGCACCAGCUGCCUUUGGAGGGGCUUCCCUGUGAGCAGCACAUUAGUUCGACGUGUGCCGUGCAGAGGCUGCAAGGCAGGCAGCAGCCCUGUGCCAUCCUGCCGGCAGGGCAAUGGCGAAUGCUGGCCCGGCCCUGAGCCGGAGGUUGCCCUGGGGCAGGAAGCAGCGCUGGGCGGUUUAAACUGUGUGAGGGAUAAGCCCAACGGUGAGGCUGACAGCCGGGCUCUCUAACUACCUGUUCCGAGGACAGGGCUGCUGGACAUCCUGCCCUGGAGGAGGGAGGGCUGUGCACCCAUUUUAUUGCUGCAGACGUUGAGAGACUUGAGGAAGAGGGGAGGGAGGGAGAAAGCUGUGCCGCGUCUCAAGGCUGUCCCGGCUCUGAACAGGCCUGCCAAACCGCCCCCCGCAGCGCCCAGGGGCUGGAGAAGGAAGCACUUUAAGAAACAGAGACUUCUGCAAGUAGAUCAGGUGUGUAGGAGGGGCGGCCCCAGCAGCCUCUGCAGCCCACCCACUGUGUGGAGGAGGAACCUCCUGCUGCCCAGCUCGUCCAGCUCGCCCACGCCCAAGCAGGCACAGCAGCGUCCCAGUCAUUUGCUCCCACUUUCCACCCUCAGGGCAUGGUCAGCAGCCCUGGCCGACGACGGCAGGGCCACAGGACCAUUGGCUUUCUGUGCCUUUGAUGAGGGCUCCCCUAGGGAUUCGGCCAGCUGGGGAGUCAGGAAGUUGAGCUGGUGAAGAUCAAGGCUGCGCUGGGGAGGUAAGAGAUGUCAGUGGCCAAUGGGGGACACAGAGCGCAGGCAGAGCUGCCCCCCUCAGAGCAGCCUGGAGCUGCUGGGUGCUCCCAGCAGGGGAUCUGAAGUCUCUGGUGCCUGCAGGGCGGAGCGGCCCUCACAGGACGCCAGCCCCUCUCCCACCCCCUCUCCCACCCCCUCUCCCCCGCCCUCCGCCUGCCCGGCUCCGUGGCUGGUGGUGUGGGAGGCGUGGGAGUGUGCGUGUGUGCACAUUUAAGUCCCAACUUGAAAGGAGGAAGAAAAGAAGCCCUGAUGCUUUGGACCAAAGCCGCAGCUAUUCAUAAUGGAUGGGCAGCCAUCAUGAAAGCGCUCUGUGAGGAGCUGCCCCGAGGGAGGGAGACGGGGCUGCGAGGUGGCAGCUUGAAAGGCCUUCCCUUCAGAGCAGGAAGAGGCAGGCCGGAACCUGCCACCACACAAGCACGCUCUCCCUCUUUUCUUCCCCGAAUCCCAUCUUGGCUGAGCCAUGGCAAAACUAAAUUAGAAAAACCUGCAGAGCCUUGGGAGUCCGAGUGGAGCCCAGGCCGAUCCAUCACCAGGAGCCUGCCCUCUAACCAGGCCUGCGUGGGGUCAACGUGCCAAGUCCACCUUCAACAUCACCCAGCAGUGGCCUCCUGACAGGGGUGACGGGCACAGCUGGGGUGCCCAGUGCCAGGCGUAUGUCGCUGGCUCUUAAAGGCUAGGCCAGGCUGAUCUAGGUGAUGCCAGUUCUGCAGGAUGGUGGCCAUUGCUGGGCAUCCAGAGCUAAGGCACUGGCCUGUUUAGACAGGUUCAAGGCAGGGCUGAGGGAACUGGAAGGAGAACGGGCUUCUUUCUCGCCCUUCUGUUUUAGAACCCUUGGAUCAGCACCCACGUUUCCCAUCCAGAGUCCUGAGAGAUCCUCUAUUAGAUGGCUUUCAUGCCUAGCCAGCAAGGGGAGAAGACACACUCUGGUAAUGCCACAGGUAGGGACAGGGGACGGAGGGUCCUCAGAUCAUCCCUAGGCCACCUGAACAACAGGAUUGAAGAUGGAAUGGCCAACACCUGAGGCUCUACGCAGGAGCACCAGGCUGUAGGCUAGCCUCUGUUUCCAAGGACAGCUGGAGGCCCAGGGUGUCUCCAGGACUGCUCCACAAUCAGAUGGUCUUGGUGGCAGCAGCUCCGCCCCAGAUCUGCAGGUGGAAGGCAUCUGAACCUGGAGCAGGCCUGCAGAGUGGGCUGUGCAGGGGUUCUCCUGAUGCCCAGGGCCAGCCCUGAGGGAGAUUCAUCUAUUUUCAGGACCUUGGCUUAAUUGCUCAGGUAGUGUGGUGAGGGGCGGAGACUGACGUUUUAGAGCUCACAGAUGAUUCUGACCUGUAGCUGGGCUUGCAUGUAAAUCACGCCAGAGUCCACAGGAUUAGGGAAUGCUAGAAAUCCCCACAGUUCUGAAGUUGGCCCAUAGGAAUCCAGAUUAGGCCAAGGAUCACCAUUUUUGAUAAAAAGGAUAGAAAGUUCACAAUUUCAUGUGGUUCAAACCAAUAGAUUAAGCUUGUGAGGUCCUCUGCUGUCCACUGCUCUUCUCUAUCUAGCAUCUGACUUAUAACUGGCCCGUAUCUUGCAUGGAUCCGAGAUAGCUAACCAUAGUAAAAAUCAUACACAGAGACAAAACAAUUGUAAAAUGUAGAAAAAAGAAAAAUUUAUUAAAAUUAGCAAUCAGGGUGCUAAUUAAUAUAACUGACUACUCAGAAUGCAUUUUUUAGGUUUGAAGACUCUAAGGCAAAAGUUACACUUAUCUUAGUGACUCUAGAGAUGAUGCCUGUUGGCUUUUAGGGACAGCACUACUUGUGGGCGGUGCUUGCACUGUGCAGAUACUGAUGAAGAGAGUCUGCCUCUGCUGAAGAGCAGUGACGGCCCCCCGCCCUCUCAGGCAGCCAUGGUGCCGUGGGGACAUCUUCAGGCCCACAGCCUCCCAGGUUCAGUGGGGCUGGGCAGUGGAGGUGGGUGGGGCGUACUGUCCAGGAAGCAGCGCACCUGCCCUCCCUGCUGCUCAGGCUCCCCGUGGGUACUGCCUGUGCCUCUGUUUUCUGGUGGCGUGAGCUUGGCUUGUGAUCACUGUCUGCGCACUGCCUUUCCUGGCCCCCUGUGCGUGAUAAGUGUGUGCAUGCUCAGCCCGAUAGGUGGCCUGCACUUCAGUUCCUGCCGAGCCUGCCCUGUGCCCCAGUGGAUUUGAAUCAGUUGAAGACAGUUGAUUCAUUCAUCACACUGUUGCCAAGAGCAGAUUAUGUGCCUGUCACUGUGCUAAUCACAGAAAUCACCAUCCUUGCUGGCAUGGAAUUCAGCAUCACUCGAAGAGACAGUGGGAAUGUCAGCAGACACUUGUCAGUACCUGGUAUGAAGUGUAGCAGAAGCACAGAGAAGACAGACUGGGCCUGAGCAGGAGGCAUCAGUGUGCCACUAGGAAGGGCCAGUGACUUUUCUUAGAUGGAUGGUACCAGGGCUCAGUUUGCAAAGAUGAGUGAAGACACGGACAAGACAGGGUGGGCGGAGGCGCUGCCUGGGCAGCUGCGUGGUGGCCAUGAGGAGCCAGUGGGCAGCACACUAACAGGAGUUUCAGGGGCAGGGCUGGAGGUGCUGUGGACAGACGGUGUGUGGACGGGGAUGUGGCCAGGAGGGGCACAAAGCACUGUGUUCUGAUACAGUUCUGCAUAUUCUUUGUUUUUUCUGUCAGGGUGUGAGUGCCAAGUCUAUGCCGAGCCUGGGAUGGGGACUGCCUGCAGCUCCACAGCUAUUUUUAUCAGCCUUAAACAUUUGCCAGGCUGUUGUCAUUUCCUUCCACUCCCAGCUAAGUUUAGCUCAGCUCCAUCCUCCAGGAUGCUUCAGGCAGGAUCCCCGUGGGCAGGGGCAGCCCUCUGCCACCAGAGGCCUCCGCCCUGCCCGGUUCCUGUGAACCCCUACAAGCUGAAGAAAGGAAAGGUAGCACCAAGCCCUUUUCCUUCCAGGCUCCAGUCUGCCUCUUCCUGAGGCCCCAGGGCUGUGCUAACUGUGUGGAGAUGGGGCAGUUCAAUCCGUGCAGGGCUGUGUGCUGUGGAAGGCACGGAAGACCACUGUCUGUCACUCAAACUCGCAGGGUGAGCAGAGCAGGUGCAGAGGGAAGGAGAUGGACGGCCCCGUGUUGCAUGCACUCCGGUGGGAGCUGAACACAGUCGUGGAGCCGUGGAGAGGCUGCCGAUGGCACAGGCUGUGCGGGCACCUCACUGUGCUCUGCCUGGGCUGGGGAGGCCAGCAUGGCAGGAGCCUCCCCUGCACCGGGGACCUGGCCCUGUUGUCUGCUGCCUGCACGUCUCUCUUGGCAGCACUGAGGAGAUGGCCUUGUAAUCACUGCUGUAAGUGUUAUUAAUGACAGCAGCUGUGACAAUGAGCCGAGCCCAGUGCUCUGGCUUUGAUGUCAACAGGGAAGAGAGGUUUUCAUUUGCUUCAAAUGGAAACAGAUGCAUGGAGGCAGAGCCAGCAUGAGGCAGAAAGUGGAGAUGGGUUUCAGGGGCUUCGGCGGCCCCCUCCCCACGAGCCUCCGUCAGACAGACUUUCCCUCACUGAUGAGCAGGCAGCCUGGUCUCCAUGGGCAUCCCUCUUUCCCCCAAACCUACACUCCUGCUUCCACAGAGCCUGGUGUCCUUUCAGAGAAGGGACAGGAAGGUGUCAAAUGUCCCAGGCUUCAAAGCUCUGCCUUCCAGGCACUGCCACAAAUCAAACAGGGCGAUUUCAAAGGCAGAGGGAGCGCUUACUUGCCUCCGCCUCAUGCUGAGGCUCCCAGCAGGGGGCCCAGUGCAGGUCCAUCCAUAGCCAGGAGCCUCUGUCCCUGCACGCACACAACUCUGUGCUUGACAGACAGCUCCACUGCAGCAGGACCACAUCUGUCUGGCCACUAUAAAUCUCCGUGGCACUUGCGCCCUGCCCUGAGUGGAUCUUGAAAAUGCCGUCUACAAGCACUUCUGAAGGUCGCCAGCCAGGUGGCAGGUCCUUGAGGCCCAGGGCCCAGGGGAGCUGUGCUGGGUGCUCUGGGAAGGUAAAGAUGUGCAGGGGCCUCUGGCUCUGCCUCCUCAUGGCCCAGGCGCUCACCUGGCCGCUCUCAGUUGUGCUGGCCUGAGGCUCUCUGCCUCCCUGCCCUCCAGGGCCCAGCGAGCUCCCCAUUGAUCUAAAUGAUUCCUUCCUCACUGCCCUUGACUCCCCUGCUCCCGAGAGCCCCUGCUCCGUUCUCAGCCUCUGGCACGGGGACCUACUCCCUCCCGCCCUCUGCCCACCUUUCUCCCCCUGGCUCUUUUUGUAGGAGGAGGUUCCGGUUGUCCUUGUUUCCAGUGCUGCUGCCCUUUCCUUAGGCCUGACUUCCGCUCUGCUCCUCCCAGCCAGACUGGCUGCCUCUCGAGGGCACCCAGACUCCAGACUCUGGAUCCAGGCUGCAUGGUUUGAAUAGGGCACAGAUUCAGGCGAAUCAAUCUUGUCCCCUCAUUUCCUCUUUGAAAUAGAAUCACAGUUUCUACCCAGCAUCCUGUCCUUGAGGGGAUUCAGAUCAGUAAGUGCAAGGGGCUUUAACGCCAGGGGGCAUGAGAGCACAGAGCUCAUGGCCCUUGUCCUGGUGGGGGAGACGUCAGAGGCGAGCAGAGGACCCUCCUGGGGCUCUAGGUGGUCCUGAGUCCCAGGCUGUGGUGGAAGCCAGAGGUGGUGUCUGAGCAGGUGGAGGGUCACCACUGUGGGAGCCGCUGCUGGUGGCUCCAGGUGUGCUCUAGCAUGGCCGCGGGCACUGCAAUUCCACUGGCCAGUGUGAGGCGGCGACUCCCCUGAAUCUCCACCUCGAAGAAGAGGCUACGGGGCAUUUUUCCUCAGAGAUGGAGGGAGCUGCUCUGCGAGCAGUCAGGUUAAAGCACUGAAGUCCCUGCAGGCAGAAAGGCAGAGGGUCCAAACACUGUUUGAACUAUUGAUCAAACUCAGUGCUGUAUCUAUGCCUGUCAUCCAUUUUUAUUAGCUACCAAGACAUUUGACAUAAAAUACUUAGUCUCAAGAUCAAAACCAAAAUGGUCACAAUUUUAAUCAGACCAUCUCACAGGGAAUUAGGCUGUGCAAACAGAGGCAGUCUGGGUGGGGGCAAGGAUCCUGGAGUCAGAAUUUGGCCUCACCACACUAAGCACAGUCCUUGGGGAUCUCCUGGCUGGAGGAGGUCUUGGGCUCAGCUGGGGCAGGAGGGAGCUGUGCCUCUUUUUUUUAGCACUGGGGGAUCCCUGAGCUUUUUCUCUAAGGAAAUCUUACAAAACCUCACAUGCAGAAACAGCAUGGGCGCAGCCUCUGCCUGCUCCCUCCUCCCUCUGCAGCCUCCCGGUCCUCCCUGCCCUGCUGGCUGUGCAGGGCCCCAGACACCAGCUCCCCGCAGGCACGUGCUGGCCCAGAGGUCUGAAGUCUCCCGCGAGGCUCACGCAGGCCUGGUUCUAGUGCGUCCCUAUCCUGCAUUUCAAAGCCGAGCACCCCUUCCGAGUUUCAUUCAAGCACAUUUCAGGGCCCCUGUGGUAGAUGGAGGCAGGGCCUCAUUCCUCUCUUUGUGCCCAAAGCUCCAGUGGGGACAUGAGGCUGGAGCCGUGGCUGGAGCCACUCUUCCUCAUGGUGGUCUUGACGCUCAUGGGACAGGACCUCCUUCUUCCACUCUCCCAGUCAGCCUCUGCUUCAACUCCAGCCCGUCCUGGGGGCCGCUGGGUGACUCCCGAGUGACGCACAUCCUGGUUCCCACGGCUGCUGGCCAAGGCCACAGGGCCAGAGGACCACAACUUCUUCCCCAAGUCCCUGAGGGCUGGGCCUGGCUGAAACGGGAUGUCUGCGCGGCAGGUCCAGAGCCACCGUUGUCAGCCAUGCUGACUGAACCCAUGAGGUCUGUGGGGAGAACUGGUCGGCGCUCCUGUGGACAGGGGGCAGUGACCAUGUGCUCCCUUGUCCUCCAUCUCCACUCUCCUCUUCUCCUCGGGCCUAUCUGGGGGAGCUGUGCCACAGCGGGGGCCUGUCGUCAAGGCACCGGUGGCCUGAGUCCCUUCACGACCAGCCCAUCACCAGCAACCUGGCGGGCAGCCGACACUUCUGAAAUGAGAGGCACAGGCGUGGUGCCUACCGAUCUGCCCAGGGCUGCACGUCUGCCCCUGGGGACUACUUGCCGGCUGUGUUCAUUGCCCAAACGCGGGUUUGGAGGAGGAAGUGGGGCACCAUGACGCGGCCCGAACUGUUCUCACAGAGCCCAAAGCCACGGCCCCUUCCCGCCCCUGGACCUCCCUGGCAUCCCAGCGUCCAGCAGCCUCACAGUGGCCGUCCCUCCCGCUGCACUGCAAGGGUUUUCAGUAGGCCCCACGGGCUCUCACCUGGGCCGUCUCAGCUGUCCUGUCAUUCACGGUUACUCAGAUGUCCCUGGAGAGCUGCAGUUCGUGCUGUUUGGUAAGUGGCAUGCAGGCAAACAGCAAAACCAGGAACAGUUUCCCUCAGACUCUGAGACCAUGUCCCCUGCUCGCUCGGGGAGCGUUUGGGCAAGUGCCUCACCGCCCCUCGUGCCUGCACCUCCCCGCCCCUCGCGCCUGCACCUCCCCUGCGCACCAGUCACUGUGUCCGUGGGUUUGCAGCAGAAACGUUCCUCGUGGACAUUCUUCUUAAAAUCCAACUUGUCUCAGAAAGCUUUCUUUCAGAUAAAACACAAAUCCAGGUUACUUUUCAAUCUAGGACAAUCUAGAAGAACAAAGUAUUUUUCCCACAAACGGUUUCACCGAAUUUUGCCAUUGUCAACACUGUGAUGUCUGAAUCUGGGUUGGGCACGACGGCUCCAACUGCCCCCAGGGGGUGCACUGGAUCACGGCUGGGGUGCAGGUGCACUCGAGUUAAGUCUGACACAGAAGAAAGGUGGGCAGCACGUUCCUGAGCUGUUUCCAGCAGUUUGUCCCUGUGACUGUGCCCACCUGCUGUGGUCACCUGCAGCUUGUGGAAGUGCCCAAAGGGCAGCCUGUUGGUCACCCAGUGCAUCUGCUGAGCCCAGGGGGGCUCGGGGGCUUCAUCUUCACAGUGCCCUGUGGCUUUCUUGUGGAAACCUUGGAUUAAAUAAAUAAAAUGCACAGAAAACAAAAAUCUAAACAUGCCUAUUAAUUCAGAGAACAUGCAUUUUUACUGUGCUCUAAUAAUUUUUGGAAAACCCAAGUUGGGUAAACUCUGCACAAUACAGAGGCACACACAUGGGCACACCCACCUGAGGAAUUGAAGACAGAAGAGGACAGGGAACACAGGGAUUACAGAAGAUGCCCCGUGGUGACUUAUGGAUUCAACACCAAACCACAUUAGAGACAUGUUUGCCCAUGGUCUCCACGGGUCCCAGGAAGAAGGAAUGUGGGCACGUGUGGAGGGUGGGGGAGCGGUCUUCUGAACCCAGCUGAAGCUGUGCCCUGGCCUCCUUUCAGCCCACACCCUCACUUUGGGGAGGGAGUGAGGAAACAGGCACAGUGCUCUCCCUCCCACCGGCACUCCCAGGCUCUGGCGGCCACAGGAGGUCGCGGGAGGAUCUCUUGGAAACUCCACACCAGCAUGCCUGCAUUUGUUCUGGACACUGGCAGAGAGGUCUGCUUGGCAGAGGCCCCUUGGUGCUUCUUGGAUGGCCUCUACGACCUGAUUUAAGCAGGCACGAUCGGAAGGCCUGAACACGCCGCACACCCAGCCUGGGACCCGGGCUUGGCUGCUGUCACCAGGGUGUGCCUGUUAGGACUUCGAGGGCAGGCGGUGGCCGCUAACUGCCUCACCAGAUUGAUUCUGACUCACUCACUUCAAAAUGAAAAUUGAAAUGCUUUUGCCUUU
Ictidomys tridecemlineatus (thirteen-lined ground squirrel) is the source of this 9079-nucleotide messenger RNA. The record is from RefSeq and is a predicted model, not a curated record. NCBI's taxonomy places the organism in Eukaryota, Metazoa, Chordata, Mammalia, Rodentia, Sciuridae.